GGUUACACUGCGAGUCGGGUCGGGCCAGGUAGGCUCCGGUUACUAAAAUGGGCGGGGAAAAGUGCCCAGGAUCCCCUCCGUAGCGUACUACACGUCAGCCCAUUUCGCAGGAGUGGCCUAUCUUGCUCUGCUCUAAGAUCUUUGGUACAGCCCACACACACACCCUCAUCGAGGUGCACCUUGUUUAACUAGUCCCUGCAUUAGCAGCACCAAGCCACUGCAGAUUGACAACUGCCGAUUUCUGCAAAAGAAAUAGCAGAACAGUAAAACUGGGAUGCAGAACUUAAACAACUUGUGGCUGCAAUGUUUUUUUUUUACAUAGAACUGCUGCUCAAAUUCGCGGUUAAAAGAGACUGCCAGUCAUUUCUGAAACUUCUGUAACGACUGAGUACAACCCAGACGGUUGCCCGGACUUACAGGGAUGGAGUUGCCUCGUUCGACUUCUUUGAAGAUUGCAAAGUUUCUGAUAUUCUCUCUGAUUAUCUCGUUUGAGACGUGUAUCGCUCAAAGGAAGGUGAUAUUACCAGAAGGGCCCCUUUAUCGAGCCGAAGGGCGUCAUGUCACGAUUGAGUGUGAGGUGCAGGGAACACAGCCGUCGCAAGAGCAGAGCUUCGAGUGGUCUGUCACCCUCCAGGAGAAGCCUUCGUGGGCCGUCCAGAUCAUCAGCACUCAUGAUCCUGACUACACGUACGCCAUGUACGGUCAAAGAGUGGAGUCUGGGGAGAUCUACGUGGAGAGAAUCACAAGCAAGUCUGUGCGGCUACACAUCACCAACCUGCGGAAGAGCGAUGAAGGGGAGUACAAGUGUCAAACUCCCAACAUGGAGGAGAUAUACUGGGGAUCUUACAAUGCAAUCACUAAGUUAACAGUUAUUCCAGAUACACUGAAUGCAACAUUGGUGCCUCAGGUCAUCAAUAAGGUGGAAGGCGAUUCGCUGGAGCUGGUCUGCGAGGUAUCCAAAAAAACGCCGUACCACACGCAUGUGGCCGUCACGUGGUACCUGGAGAAGGGAGGUCAGGAAGUCCAGGUCAUCUCUCUAACGCGAGAUUUCAUCCUGAGCGCAGGAGAGCUGUACAAGCAACGGCAGGAGUCGGGAGACGUGAGAUUGGACAAGAUGGGUGCCACCUCGUUUAGGCUCACCGUCCACAGGUUACAGAGGUCCGAGCAGGGGCUGUUUUACUGCCAGAGUGUGGAGUGGAUGCAAGACCCAGACAAAUCCUGGCAGGAGCUGUCUGAAAGGCGGACGCACAAGGUCACUGUCAAUGUCAGAAGCCUGGGUAAGGAGUUUCGUUCUCUUAUUAAAGCCAAGGAAGUGAAUAUUAAUGUUGGAGGCUCACUGGAGAUUACCUGCAUGGUGGAAGCUCAGAAUCCUGCAGAGCGAUUCUUCACGGUGGCCUGGUUCCUGAACAAUGAUGAGAUAGUCCGUAUGGAACCCAAUGCAGUCCUGUCCUUCCACGGUGAAUACGGAGCGAGGGAGAAUUUGGGAAAGUUGGCUGUCAGGAAGAAAGACGACAAGGAAUACGUUCUGAAACUGUACCAGAUUAAAAUGGAGGACGGUGGGAGAUAUCACUGCCAGGUGGAGGAGAGUGAGAAAGUUACAAUGGGAGCGUUCUCAUCCAACAGGUCCGAGGAGAUUGCAAUCACUGUGCAAAGGCCACAGGCCGACCUUAAGGUGGAGAUCAGCAUUAGUGGGACGAACAUUUUAGAAGGGGAUGUUCUUCAGUUUGCCUGCAACGUUCGUUCGGGGGCCACAGUGCCUGGGCAGCUUUCUGUUAUUUGGCAGUUCAUGGACAAACACAAGGUGAAGAGCGAUAUAAUUGAGAUGCAGCAGAAUGGUGUCCAAGUCACUGCUCCGCCCUACCGUGAGCGGGUUGGUCACGGAGAAGUCCGGAUGGCCAGAGUGGGGUCCGAUACUUUUACGUUGGGCAUUUAUGAUGCCAGGAUUUCAGAUGAAGGAAUGUACUCUUGCAAAGUGAUGGAAUGGACAGCGAUGCCCAACCAAAACUGGAAACUAAUCGGAGAUUAUGUCAGCAGUGAUAAGACAGUGACGAUUAAAUCUCUGGAAAGCAUCUUUAAAGUCAUUGCCAUAACCCGCACGCCAACUGCAAGAUACUACGGUACAUUUGAACUGCAGUGCUUCAUCCAGCCGCCAAUCAUCAAUCACCUCCCAAUUGACGUGACGUGGAAAUUUCAGCCGGCUAAUUCGAACGAGAGCUUCCACCUCGUGACUUUCAGCCACGACACAGCGAUCGAGUGGGGAGACAAGGCAGUGAGCUUCAAAGGGAAAAUGAUAGUUGCUAAAACAGCAUCCAACACGGUCCGCUUGCGUGUGUCCAGGGUCAGCAGCCUGGAAGCUGGCAAGUUUCUGUGUGACGCAGUAUUGUGGAAAAGACAACGGCCGGACCAAUGGGUCAGGGUAGUCAGCGUGACGUCAAACAUCCUGCAGGUGGUGGUUCAGGCCCCAGUAAGCCGUUUGCAGCUCGCACAAGGGGACACAACUAUAUAUAAAAGGGUUAGCGACGUCAUUGAACUUGAUUGUAAAAUCUUUGCUCAAACCCAGAAUGAUUCCCAGUUCUCAGUCUCAUGGAUCUUCAUAAAGCCACAAGGGCAGAAGGAGAUAACUCUUCUGAACAUCGAUCGCAACAACAUCAUUCAAUACAACGAGGAAUUGCGAGCCAGCGAUCAGGAGGGGACGAAGAUGCGGGUUGAGAAGACUUUGCGUGAUCUUUACAAACUAAUUAUAGGGAAAGCUGAAUUGACCGAUCAAGGGAAUUACUAUUGUGCGGUCACAGAAUGGCUACUAGACCCCAACAAUGUUUGGUAUGAAGUGGGCAAAGUCGUGUCGGCAGUGACCACCGUACAAGUACAUACAUCAGAUGCCAAUCUACAAGUCGCUGACACGAACAGGUCUGAGUCACUCAAGGAGGAUGCGGCCUUUGAACUCGAGUGCGUUAUCAACAACCAAACGCAGGCAAGCUCUCAGUUCUCCGUGACGUGGUUCUUCCAAAGCCAGGGGCAGCCCAAGGCAUCUCGGAGAGAGCUGCUCCGUACAGAUCGCAACAACAUCCAGCGUUACCGUGGGAACCUCACGGCUGAUUCCCACAAGUCGACACUGCAAAGUGUGAAGGUUUCCAGCAAUAACUAUAAGCUGAUCAUGAGCAGCGUGGCGCCAGGUGAUAGUGGCGUCUACUAUUGCAGUGUGGAGGAAUGGGUCACAAACGGCCAGAAUCAAUGGGCUCUUCAAGGAAGCGAUGAAUCCGGAAGAACAACCCUUCAUGUCCAUCCUUCAGCUGUUACACUCCACACCAAAGCCUGUGCCUCUCCAUCACUCUUCUACUUCCUAUUUGUCUACCCAUUCAUCAUCAUCAUAGCUCUCCUCGCCCUCGUUGUCUACUUUUACCUGAACCCGAAAAAGCCGCAGAAAUCUUCUCAAGAAAAUCAUUUUUGGGCACCGAUUGAACCCAUCACUGACGAUCUGAAAAAUGAAGAGGAUACAAGUGUGAUAUGACGCACUGGAUGAAUGGUCUUUGUGCCACUCUGUUGUGGACGAAGUGUGUCAUUAAAUGAUGGCCAAAUUAUAUGUUGCUCAGGAGAAGUUCACACAAGUGCCCAACAAAAUCCGCAACUGAAGCUACCCACUCAACUUAAAUGUCGGUUGGCUUCAUUUAAAGUUGGCAUUCACAACUCUUGCCAAAUGAGGAUUGUUUAAAUUGUUUAAAUGAAUCUUCACUGGUUGAAAGUUCAUCUUCGUUCCAAAGCUGAAGAAGAGUCAGAAACUGAAGAAAGAUCCCGACAGGAAAUGUUGCCUAUCCAUUUUCCUCCACACAUGCUGCCUGACCUGCUGAGUUCCUCCAGCGCUUUGUGUGUUGCUCAAGACUCCAGCAUCUGCAGCUCUUUGUGUCUACCCUUCCAAUUCAUUCCCUUCCCGUAUUUUAUCUGUAUAAUUUGUUCCGUGUAAUUUUAAUUGUGCAUUUUUAGACACAAACUAAACCAGUCUGAAGAAGGGACGUCGCCUAUCCAUGUUCUCCAGAGAUAGCAAAACGUAGAAAAAUAGGUGCAAGAGUUGGCCAUUCGGCCCUUCGAGUCAGCACUGCUAUUCAAUAUGAUCAUGUCUAAUCAUCUAAAAUCAAUACCCUGUUCCAGUUUUUUCCCCACGUCCCUUGAUUCCUUCAGCCCUAAGAGCUGAAUCUAACUCCCUCUCUCUUGAAAGAUGCUGCCUGACCCGCUGAGUUACUCCAGCACUUUAUGUUUUAAUCAAUAUUCCUGCAUCUGCGGUUCCCUGUAUCGCCGUUGUGGUUUGGCAUAUCGCCACUGUGCUGAGGCCAGGCGCCAACUCUUGGACAGCUACCAGGCCAUCAUGUACCUGGCACAAAUACCAGGCCAUCAUCUCCAAGACCCUUAAGGGGCCGCAGAUGGGUCCUAGUCCGAAAAGUCGCCGAUUCAUUCCCUGCACAGAUGCUGCCUGACUCACUGAGUUCCUCCAGCAUUUUGUGUUUUACUCGAUACCAGCACCUGCAGUUCUUUGUGUCUACAGCUUCGCUCAUGAUUGCUUAAUCAAUUUAAUCUUAUUAUUGCCAGUAUUAAACGUUCUUCCGUUCGAACAACCACUUCCUAAAUUGAAAUCGUGUGACUUGGUUUUUGCAAAUAAAUCUGUUUUGCUGUACCUCAGUCCUUUCCAUGUACUACCCCAAAUUGUAUAUACUGUCAUAUACACAAUACAGAACAAGUCAGUAGAUGAUAUGCUAAAAGUGAAUGCUUUAAAUUGCCCCUAGUGUGUAGAUAGAGAGCGGAUAACAUAGAACUAGUGUGAACAAUUGAUCGAUGUUCAGCGCGGACUCGGUGGGCUGAUUCCAAUCUGUAAAACUAAACUCAACUAAACUGAACUAAACUAGCAAGAUAAAGAAGUUCCAAUUGAUAAGAGACAAAUGCAGGACUCAUUACGGGGUUCUUGAGGCAACAAUAAAACUGUACACUGAUUUAUGAAUGAUAGAUGCAGCAUGGAAAUAGGCCCAAUGGCUACUGAGUCCACACCGAACAUCGAUCACCCGUUCACACUAGUUCGAUGUUUCCCACUAUUCUCAUCUACUCCCUAUACACUAGGGGCAAUUUACAGAGGGGCCAAUUAACGUACAAACCCACAUGUCUACACAGGCUGAGUCUAGAUGGGGAAAACUCCAUUUGUAUUUAAAUGGAUUUUGCACACUCUGGUUGAUAGAGACUUUAUGUAGACUGAAUGAGGAACCUGUUUUUUUUGUGUGUUUUUGUUGGUUAUAUAGCUUUAUUACUUUUUAAUACUUUUAUAUUUUUAUACAUAUGUUACUUUUACAAUGAGGAGAUAUUUGACUGAUUUAUUUUCAGCCCAUUGCUUUAAACCCGCAGAGAAUGAUAAAUAUGGAAAGGAGCGAUGCUUUGUCUUAAACCUUAGGGAUUGUAACAUCCAGUCCUACUAAUCAAUCAGAAUUAUAUAGCAUGGAAACAGGCCCUUCGGCCCACCAACUCCAUGCCGACCAUCCAUCACCCGUUCACACUAGUUCUAUGUUAUCUCACUUUCUCAUCCAAUUCCUGCACACUAAGGGGGCAAUUUACAAAAGCCAAUUAACCUACAAACCUACACAUCUUUGGGAUGUGGUAGGAAACCGGAGCACCCAGAGGAAACCCACGCAUUCACAGGGAGAAUGUACAAACUCCACACACAGACUUAGGGUGCCCAAGAUCAGGAUUAAACCCAGGUCUCUGGCGCUGUGAAGCAGUGGCUCUACCAGCUGUACGACUUCUGGAUGGUGCUUCAUUCUCGAAUACCGAUUCUUUGAUGCACUGACUGCUUCCCACUGUCCACAGCAAAAACCAGCCCCAUUUCUCCUCCCCACCCCCAUUGUCCUCCUACCAUCGACUUCCAUAAUCCACACAAUAGAUUUCUUCCACUAGAGGGGAGCGGUAGAGUUGCUGCCUUACUGCGCCAGAGACCCGGGUUCACUCCUAUCUACGGGUGCUGUCUGUAUGGAGUUUAUACAUUCUACCUAUGACCAGCGUGGGUUUUCUCCGGGUGCUCCGGUUUCCUCCCACACUUCAAAGACGUACAGGUUUGUACGCUAAUUGGCUUCAGUAAAAAUUGUAAAUUAUCCCUAGUGUGUAGGAUAGACUUAGUGUGCAGGAUAGUGUUAGUGUGCAUGGGUCGCUGGUUGGCGUAGACUCAGUGAACUGAAGGGGCCUGUUCCAAUGCGCUGUAUGUUUAAACUAAACUAAACUAAAAUGAGCUUUGCAAAGCUAUUUUUCCCCAUAUAAGGGCCUAAUACUAUCCGAUGUAGAAGCUUGUGCGAAAUGUCCUUGUACUAAAUUGGCAUGUUCCCACCCAUCUCAUCUCCAUUCUUCCACAAGCCUUUUAAAGGCAUCUUUUACCAGAAUCUUCAGGUUUGUAUCUUCAGAAUAGUUACAAAAGAGUAAUUAUAGUCUCAGAAGAAUACUAAAUGAACUCCUGAUAUCGUGACUUGCACCUGCAUCCAAAAAAAAUGAUACGUACGGUUGAUUUCUACUGAAGAACAUUCCAUUUUUGAAUUGUUUUUAAUUUAAAAUUUAUGAUUGUUUCUUGAGUUGUCAAGGAAGCACUGAUGUAAAAUGUUGUCUUGCAAUAAUAAAAUAAGAA
Messenger RNA from Leucoraja erinaceus (little skate), 6640 nucleotides. Its product is annotated as immunoglobulin superfamily member 3-like. Bases 422 to 3508 code for a protein of 1028 amino acids. NCBI's taxonomy places the organism in Eukaryota, Metazoa, Chordata, Chondrichthyes, Rajiformes, Rajidae. The transcript is spliced from 9 exons. The record is from RefSeq and is a predicted model, not a curated record.